AUAAAGUGCAGAUGAUUGGAAGUAGUUGGUUGUAACCAGCCCUGGAACUCUGAAUCUAGCCAUCUCCAAAUCUUAUGAUCAGUAAUUAAAUUAUAUGGAGAAUUUAAUUGAAGUUGUGACUUUUGUUUAAAUUUUUUAUUGAGUUGUGUCUAUUGUACAAUGCUAUCCAUGGGAUACUCCAAUUUGCAGGAGGAACUCAUAGAAGACGACGAUGUAAGAAAACCAAAGACGGAGAACAAUGCACACAAUUCGUACAUUGUGAUGUGUGAUAGUGGCAUGACACAGCAGGAAAAUGAGCUCCAGAAUGCCAGCGAUAGGUCAGGGGGAUCCAAUAAUAGCAGUACUGUUAGAGUGGAUAUAGCUGAUAUACUGGAUGGGGAGGAGAGUCUAAACCUGACGACCACUACACUCAAAAGGUGUAAACAACUGGUGCUCCGACCCUACUGGAGACUUCUCAUGUUUAUAGGAUGGAGGGGGUUCGGCAGAGAGUCAGUGAACUUUGGCAGUAAGAGAUGGAGUGUUUUGAAUGUUGUGUACCCUGUGUGUGUCGUGUGUUUGUUAUUAUAUACCUAUGUUUAUGAAAUUGUUGCUUGUCAGUGGAAGCUUGAUCUUCACAAGGAUACUCAGGUUGCUACCACCCCUACCACUACAUCUCCAGUAUCACCAGAGGCCGAUAACAGUACAGCAGCUACAGAGGGGGGUCUCGUAACUCUCUCCCUCCCCUUAAUAAAGAAUCUCACGAGCAUGCGCAAGAUUGGCCCAGCGGAGCGCCCCGAGGCAUGCAGGCAUAUCAUCACCACCUAUGUCAUUCCAAAUAUUCUACACUUUGUGGCAUACAUUAUGGGAAUGAUUCACUUUAGAAUUCAGGAGAAUGAGCAGUUAUAUGCCAUUAUGGAGAAGGUUUUCUUACAAGCAACACCUUCCUAUAGUCGGUCAGCUUCUCAGCAAAAGAUGAUCAAAAAACUUAGGAUAUUAAUGGCAAUUGGUGCUAUUUGGGUGGCAAUAACACUAGUCAUGCAAGGCCUCUAUGAGUAUGCCUUUAAUUUCCCACAACUUCUCUUCUUUCAAAAAAUGGGAAAGAGUGUUCACUGGGUGCUGUUUAGUUUUGAAUUGUUGGGGAUUCUGAUGUUGAAUUCUGUGACUUUAGCAGUGAUAGCUAACUAUGUGACACACUGUGAAAUGGUUCUAUUUUAUAUACGGGGACUAGCCCUGAGAUUGCAGGAAAAAUCUACCGAGCUCAAGGCAGCAAUGAAGGACAUUCUUUUCAUCAAACAAAAUGUUGGUUUACUAAAUGGUCCUGUUGCAAGAAUGACGGCUCUAAUAUCAGUCAUUUUUGCAGAGUUGACAAUCAUAGGUGUCUGUAUUCUUGUGUUGAACAAAAAUGAUUCCAUAAAAGUAUGGGUCUACAGGAGUUGUUUCCCUUUGGUGUGGCUUUUCAUUCUUAUUGGUCCAUUGUAUCAGGCAGCUCGGGUAAAUUCAGUAUCCAUGAGAAUGAAGAAGAUAGCUUUAGAGAUGAGAGUGUUUGGAUACAAGAAUUCCUCACAGUUAGAGCUGGAUUCUUUCAUUUUAUUUGUCAGCCAAGCAAGGAUGAAGGCGAAGCUUUUCCAUAUACCCAUUCUGCCACAGUAUCUUAUAGCUAUUCUGGUCUUAGGGGCUUUUAUUCUACUUAUCCUAUUCCAAACCAGUGUGAUUGGCCCUGUCAACUACUGGUUCUAAUCAACAACCCACCUAUACAAACUGGUCCUGUCAACUACUGGUUCUAAUCAACAACCUAGUUAUGCAAACUGGUCCUGUCAACUACUGAUUCAAAUCAACAACCUAGUCAAACAAACUAAUCCUGUCAACUACUAGAUCUAAUCAACAACCCAGUCAACCAAUCCGGAUCCUGUCAACUGCUGGUUCCAAUCAACAACCUAGUCAAACAAACUGAUCCUGUCAACUGCUGUUUCUAAUCAACAACCUAGUCAAAAAAAUUAAUCUUGUCAACUACUGGUUGUAAUCAAUAAAACAGUCAAACAACUGAUCCUGUCAACUACUAGUUCUAAUCAACAGCCUUGUCAAACAGACUGAUCCUGUCAACUACUGGUUCUAAUCAACAACCCAGCUAUACAAACUGGUCUUGACAACAAAUGGUUCAUAUCAACAACCCAGUCAAAGAAACUGAUCCUGUCAACUACCUAGUCAAACAGACUGAUCCUGUCAACUACUGGUUCUAAUCAACAACCCAGCUAUACAAACUGGUCUUGACAACAAAUGGUUCAUAUCAACAACCUAGUCAAUUAAACUGAUCCUGUCAACUACCUAGUCAAACAGACUGAUCCUGAUCCUGUCAACUACUGGUUCUAAUCAGCAAGCUAGUCAAGCAACAACUGGUUCUAUUCAGUGACCGAGAUAUACAGACUGGUUCAGUUAGCUGCUGGUUCUGAUGUCAACAACUGGUUCUAACCAACAACCCACUUAGCAUGUGAUGCCCUCUAUAACUGGUUCUUAUGAACAACCCUUGCAGUAGCAUAAUCUGAUCCUGUCAACUACUGAUUCUAAAAAAUAAACCAGUUAUAGAAUUUGACAUAUUAGAUUUUUUCUGUUUACUACUGGUCUAAUCUUCAAUACAAAGUUAUAGACUGUCCUCUUUUCCUGGCUCUGACCAAUGACUCUUGCAAUUACACAAAUAUGACUGCCAUUUGAUUGGUCUACACAUAAAUAAACAGAGCCAACUGGAUAUACUUACUUACCCUUUUAGUGUAAAAUUUAUUAAUAAGUUAUCAAAUCCAUGUUCACCCAAUAAUGUUUAU
This is a messenger RNA of Saccostrea cuccullata (small rock oyster), 2792 nucleotides long. RefSeq lists its product as uncharacterized. NCBI's taxonomy places the organism in Eukaryota, Metazoa, Mollusca, Bivalvia, Ostreida, Ostreidae. The transcript is spliced from 12 exons. The record is from RefSeq and is a predicted model, not a curated record. The coding region runs from base 160 to 1716 and encodes 518 amino acids.